Molecule: messenger RNA, 1962 nt
Organism: Cryptotermes secundus
Lineage: Eukaryota; Metazoa; Arthropoda; Insecta; Blattodea; Kalotermitidae
Gene: Gclm
Product: glutamate--cysteine ligase regulatory subunit
Exons: 8
Coding region: 179-1030 (283 amino acids)
Biological process (GO): glutathione biosynthetic process
Cellular component (GO): glutamate-cysteine ligase complex
Molecular function (GO): enzyme regulator activity; glutamate-cysteine ligase catalytic subunit binding
Source: RefSeq, a predicted model, not a curated record
AGAUAAUGUUAGGAGAAAGAUGUAGAGAAAGAAAUGCAACAUUAUAAAUUUAUAUUAAAAAAUACUUUCCACGUAAAAGGAACAUGAAAUGUUCGGAGUGUUGUUGCAUGUUGGUGAGGUUUACGCGAGGGACAUACGAAAAUUUGUGCCGUAGUUUGACCGGAAUAGAGACACAGGAAUGUUGAGCCACCUCCCACCAAAUGUAAAGAAAAUCUGCGUUAAUACGGGGAAUAUACUUAGUUUGAACGAAGUGAAGAAAAAAGCGGGACAGAACCCUACAGAUGAACUCAUAGAAAGCUUGAGGAUCACAUUAGCUAAUUGUCAGCCGUCCAGCAAUGCUGGUGACACUAUUCAAGUUUACCGGAUGGAAGAUGGGCUUGGAUCCAAACUUGAUUCCGAAGAAAGAAAAGGGUUGAAAGUUAGUGUCAAAGUUUUCAUAUCAUCCCUGAAGAAAGAGGCUCUGGUAGAAGCACUCGAUAGUGUGUUUGCUGCACUACAGACGUCAUGUAUAGAAUCAGUGGUUCUUGCUUACCCAUGUAAAGCAGUGGCAAGCCUCCUCCUAUCUGGGCUGAAGGAGCUAUGGCUGGUGCUGGAGGAGUAUGUGCAGCAACAGAAGCUAAUCAGCAUUGGUGUCAGUGAUGUUGAGACGGAUGUCUUCAUAGCGUUGUACAACUGGGCUAAGGUAAAGCCAAGUAUUAUUCAAAUCAACUUGGCAAGCUGUUGUGUAGUACCACCAGCUCUGCAGGUGUUCACAAAAGAGCAUGAUGUACAGCUUCUAACACACAGCGAUCCUUUUGGAAAUUAUGAUGAGGACAGAGAAAUUCUUCCGCGGGCAGCCCUGAAUGAAUUAUUUGGAUCAGAAGCUGAUAAUGGUAUGAAUUCAGUUGAACUGCACUGGGCACUGAGGUUUCAAGUACAUGUAAAAUGCCGUGGAGUUUUGUCCAGCAAGGGCUAUCUUCUGAGUGUCCAUCGUUCAUCAGGAAAGCAUGGAAGGGAGGUAGCUUCAUUAAAUGAAGUCUCAAAACCAUGACUAUCAUACACAUAAGAUCUUAUUAUUCCCACUGUUUCUUUAGUUCUUUUCUCUGUUAUGGCCCUGCCUUUGGGUAUCAUACAAUAAGAAGAAAUUAUGUAAAAUGUAAAGAAUUGUGUAUUCUGAAGUUUCAUUCUAGAUGCAUGUGAACCCACUUGCACUGUCUGUAAGCUAUCUGCAAUAUACACCAUCUUUUGAAAGUGUUUAUCACAUUACAGAAUUAUUUCAGAAGUGGCAAAUCUGUUAAUGUGGUUUGAAGUAUAUGAAUAUAAAAUGUUGCUUUCUGUGGGAGGCAGAAAAACUUUUUUGUUUUCAUUAAAAACUUAUAAUUUAUAAACUCUCACUACUACUUGUGCUUAGAGAAGCUAUUUUUGAAGACAAUGAUAAUGAAUUGUCAGAGGUAAAACAUAAAAAGAUUUGUUGCAAAAUGUUUUGUAAUAGGAAAAAAAUAAUAAUUUAAAUUAGCCAUUGUAGAAACAGCUGUCUCCAGUAGUGUAAAUAUACUCAUGUGGGUACAAAUGGGUUAAGGGAAAUAACUGCAGUGAAGUCUCGAUUUAAUUUAUGUAAGUUUUAGCUGCAAUAUUUUUUUAUGUUACUUGAUCUGUAAGUGAAUUGAAAUCAAGAUUUCCCUGUUUUAGCCCCUGUGCAAAUGUUUUACUUUACAUUCUGGCAACAGGCUGUCUUUUUCUUAACAGAGAAAAUGGUUUCACCAUCAUUGAAUAGGUUUGUAACAGUAGGGUCCUGAUUAUCCAACCUAAUUAGGACCGGUUGUGGUCAGUUUGAUGAAAAUGUCAGAUAAUAUGAAAACAGGUGUGGGGGAAACAAUUUGCAAAUUUAAUGGAAGUCCAGUUGGUUGAUGGGCUGUGUUACAAGCCGGAAGGUCGCAGGUUCAAGUCCCGAUGAGGUCAUUGGAUUUCUUCAAUUGACCUAAU